Molecule: messenger RNA, 2651 nt
Organism: Phyllopteryx taeniolatus (common seadragon)
Lineage: Eukaryota; Metazoa; Chordata; Actinopteri; Syngnathiformes; Syngnathidae
Source: RefSeq, a predicted model, not a curated record
GCACACAUCUGGACCAAAAGUCAGCAGCUUCCAGACGAGUGGGGAGGAGCCUCUGGAGCAAGACUGACACCACAAUCCAGCAUGCUGCGUAACUGUGGCUUUUCUUCUUCUUCUCUUUUAUGAUCACUACAGUCACAAGACAGCGUGCGAUGCAUGAAGUUGAUUUGCCUUCAGAAAUCCUCUCUCUCCACCUCCUGUGUCCCUAAUACGUCAACAAAAGGACUUUUGGUGGUUGGCUGGGGGAGUGGCAUUGGGUCCCUGCGGCCCCCACUGGAUGGCCGGUUGUCGGGGCGCCUCGGUGGGGCCGGCGGACCGCCCUGGGUCCCUCGGUGUGGGACGUGUCCCGUCCGCCGGGCUGCUCUCCGGUGGACCCCUGGGCCUGACCACGCCCCUCGAUUGAUUGGGUGGGGUCCUCAGCCUCCGCGGUGCAGCCACAGCAAUUGCAGGACGCUUCUGUCAGUCUUUGUGCAUGUAAAACGAUGCUGAAUUUGGCCUGACCUAGAGAGAGAGGGGAGAGAGAGAGAAUGGAGAGAGAGAGAGACUUACAAGUCAGAGCGUCUGCCUAGACUCUCUUCCACAUCGUCUCACGCUGCCUCUUGCAUCCACAUCUCCUCCUCCCUCUGCUGCCUCUCUUGCUCCUUCCUGCUAUUCAGUCCUCCCUCCCUCUUCCAUCCUCACGUCCAUGUGAAACGCGCAACGCCACUUGCGUGCGUGCAUGUGUGUGCUCUUCCGAACGAGGGGGGGGGGAUUAAAAACAAAAGCGGGGGCACAUGCUCAUUGAGGAGGUGAAGGAGAAGAAGAAGAGGAGGAGGAGGAGGAGGGUGAAACACGCGUGCACUUUUUUCAUUGAGUGCCUUCGCCCUGAGCCGAGCAACAGCAUGGAUCUCUCCUUCAUGGCCGCCCAGAUCCCAGUUAUGACGGGAGCCUUCAUGGACUCGUCGCCGAACGACGACUACAGCGGCGAGCACUCACUCUUCAACUCAUCCGCCAGCGUCCACGCUGCUGCCUCGGCCGCGUCCGCGCACGGCCAGCCGGACGAGUCGCAGUCCGUGUCCAGCGACGCCAUUUGGCUUUGGAUCGCCAUUGUGGCCACCAUCGGAAACAUCGUGGUGGUGGGCGUGGUCUACGCCUGCACCUUCUGAGGAAACGUGCGCCCCCAACAAGACCAACACUUUUGAGUCCUCCUAAAUUUUGAAUCUGUCUGGUCUUUUGAGAGCGGAUACGCUCCAUAAUGGAAUCGUCAACAUCUACACCAUGAGCGUAAAAGACUUGUCCGCUUUUGUUGGAUUCCACGAUUUGAGGAUAAUGUUGAUCCCUCCUAAGUUUCUUUCCAUGUCUCCCCUGGAGAACACACGCUCACUUGCCAAGCGGAGAUGCGAGGAGAUGGAGGUUAAAUAGGGCUUGAGAUUCGGGUUGAUCCGGGGACGUCGCAAGCCUCCGUCGCCACAAAGCAAUUUAGGGCAGCGCUGUUUAAUUAUGCCGUACUACAGGGAUGGUGAAUGUUAAAACAUUUAGAAGGCACUGGGAUUAUUUUCAACCGAGGCAGCCCUGAGGCCCAUUGCCAUUAGGGCCCAUGUAAGGAGACUCUGUGGAUCAUGCAUGCCAUGGACACACUAAUGACUUAAUCAUCAGUAAACUCCACUUGCCGCACACUGAAAGUCACAUAAAUAUCAAAUCGUGAGGCCUAAAUUUAACAAGGCACUAGUUCAGUUCAACCCCAAACAUUUAGGCUUCUCCCCCAUCAUCCUUCACUGGAUUCUGUGGCAAAAUGAAAAUGGGCAUAAAUGUAAUUGACUGAAGCGUCAAUUUUGUAGAAGACGCUCGUAAAAGCCAGGGGAGUGUCAAUCCAGUCAUUUGAACAGAAGCAGGAUAUGACGCCUGUGUGUAAGGGUAUUUGACAGUGCCAGAAGAAAGCACUGGUCACACCACAAUGCUGGUGCUGUGUCCCUGUCUCAAAGCGAAACGCAAACUGUGGCAAUUUGGUCGAAUCUCUGUCUGAAAGGUUUUCUCCAUUGCCGCAGAGUAGUCAAAUAUUGAUCUUGCAGCCAAAGAUGCCAUUUAUUCUCACAUACACUUCAUCCACACAAAUAUAUGAGCUUGUUGCCUUUGUUCAAGUCCAUUUAUUGAUGUUUGCGCUUUUACAGUUUGUCGUUUGAGUUGCGUCGCCUACUUGGUUUUCUUCACCUCGUGUUACGAUGAUAUGACUAUACAAUAGCUUACACUGUUCUAAUGUUUUGUAGCAAAUUAGAAUGGUGACUGUAUCAGCAUCCUUGACACGAGUAUACUCGCUUACUGCUCCUAGAGGACUUUUCAGGCCUGUUUUUUCAUAACUGGUUGACUUAUAGAACUAUGUUGUAAACCACCACCACAAUACCCUUUUUGUAAAGACUUAUGCUUUUAGAAUUAACGCAGUGUACUGUUUUUCUCUGCCGACACAAAGCUACAGUAUAUAAUCCAUACGGAUGUGAUUUUUGAGAAGAGCCAUCGUAACGUUUUGACGGCAGCCAUUUUGAAACGGAUCGUAUUCCUGUGCACCCCGACGAAUCUGUUACACUUUUUUUUUUUCUGAAGCCAGUUGAGUUACGUAACGCCUUCAGCUGUAAAGCAAUGUAACAUGAUCUUGUGUCCUAAUAAAACAACGUGAUUUCUGA